Molecule: messenger RNA, 1107 nt
Organism: Fomitopsis serialis
Lineage: Eukaryota; Fungi; Basidiomycota; Agaricomycetes; Polyporales; Fomitopsidaceae
Product: pectin methylesterase
Exons: 3
Coding region: 1-1107 (368 amino acids)
Biological process (GO): cell wall modification
Molecular function (GO): pectinesterase activity
Source: RefSeq, a predicted model, not a curated record
AUGACCCUGCGAUCUCUGGCUUGCCUCGGAUUCGCGUGUCUUUGCCUUUGCGCGUCUCUUGACUAUAAUCGUGCAGCAUGCCAGUACCCCACGAGCGAUCCUCUCGAGGGCUGUCCUGCCGGGACGAUCCUCGCAGGCCCUUCCUCCAACUAUACCACCAUCCAGGCGGCGGUUCGAAGUCUCCCGGACGAUACAACGCCACAGAUUAUCCUCGUCGCGUCCGGAAACUACACGGAACAGGUCAACGUUACGCGGCUCGGGCCCGUGACAAUACUCGGGCAGACCACCGCUCCCAACGAUCGCACGCAGAACACCGUCGGCGUUUACUGGGCAGAGGUCGCUGGCCCCAACGACAAUGCGCGCACGAGCACGUUGACCGCUGCGCCUGCCGGUGCGCCGUAUGGGAGCACGGACUUCCGCGUGUACAACAUGGACUUCAUAAAUGACUACGCGCCGUACUCGGACACCCCCAGCCUCGCUCUCGACGUGAGCUAUGCGAACGCGAGCUUCUACUACACUGGAUUCUACAGUUACCAGGAUACGAUCUACGUCGGCGAGCUAGGGAACGCGUACUUUUACGACAGCGAGAUCGCUGGACAGACCGACUUCUUCUAUGGCUACGGCACAGCGUGGAUCCAAUCGUCGCUCGUCACGAUGCGCUCGUGCGGCGGCGGGGUGACCGCCUGGAAGGGCACGAAUACGACCUUCGUCAACAAGUAUGGCGUCUACAUCCACGACUCCGCCGUCAUGAAGGAAAACAACACCCUUAGCAUCGCCGGCGAGUGCGCGCUCGGGCGGCCCUGGAACGCGCAGAUGCGCGCGAUCUUCGCGCACUGCUACCUCGACGACAGCAUCCGCCCCGCGGGCUACAUCCAGUGGCAGCCCACCGAUCCGCGCAUCGACUACAACACCACCAUGGCGGAGUACCAGAACUUCGGGCCGGGGUUCAACCUCACGGGGCGCAUCGAAGGCAAAGUGACGCUGCUCAUGACGGAGCUAGAAUACGAGCCGUAUUCGACCGUCGAGCAGGUCUUCCAGUAUCCGCCGGACGGGGAGUUUGGGAAUGUCGGUUGGAUCGAUGUCGAACCUUGGAGCUACCGCGAGUAG